Messenger RNA from Amoebophrya sp. A25, 4042 nucleotides. The record is from the annotation of a GenBank genome assembly. Lineage: Eukaryota; Dinophyceae; Syndiniales; Amoebophryaceae.
UGUCUAUGCGAUUAUUAGGUCCUUUUGACUUAGGCUUGAGUGAUGCAGAAGAUAACGAUACCUGGACAUUUGAACUUUUUGUUUUUGAAUUGACAACGAUCAUCUUAUUUUGAGUUGACUAUCCGUGUUAUUUCUAUCUUGGUGCAGACUUACAUUCACAAUCCAUCGAUUUCUUUUUUGUGUGCAGAAUUAGACCAAAGAUGGCGCCGUCCACUUCUCGUGCAGAACAAAAUACCGCAACGAGUCGUACCAUGACGAGCACUUCUAGUAAUACGAGUGCCAGAAGUGGGAAACUUUCAUUCCGUGGCUUUCUGGAGCAUGCUCCUGAGCUAAUUCGACUUGCCCUGCCGAAUAUGUCUUUCUACAUCCUGCUACUCCUACCAGAGACGGUCAAUUUUCUCUAUGUCUUUCUCUUCGCAGAGGCGGACCACAACGCGACUGCGGCUAUUGCUGCACUAGCGAUUGGCAACUCGUUUGUGAAUAUCGUUGGUUGUGCGCCAAUCAUUGGCCUGAACCUUGGUCUAGACGCAUAUUUACCCACUGCCUUUGGUGCUAAGAAUUUUCGAGCUUGCUACGAAUUUUUCAGUCGCGCGCAAGUGGUUGUUCUCGCGUAUUUUAAGGCUUGAUAUUAGAAUUCAUUCCCAAAGGCCAUUUUCCUCCGUUUUCUUGUUGCGAUCCUGAAGAAAUGAAUUGCAGAAGUGAAUCAUUUGAGCUCUAAUCAUUGUCCCGUUGUGUGGUUGUUACUCUUGUACGCGACUGAGCCAUGCUUUCGCUGGGUUUUGGGUGGAGACACCGGGUCCGAUGGCUCUUCUCACAUGAUGACAAGGAAAUCCCGGCACACGGAGAAGACUAUCGAAUUGGGCGUUUCCUAUGCGCAUUUCCAGGGUUCCGGGAUCUUAGGUUAUGCGGUUGCCGAUGUCUGUCGCAAGUUCUUAGCCGGCUUUGGCGAAACGAGACGGGUCAGAACCGCGCAAGCUGUUCUGGUUGGGCUACAUCCUUUUUGGUGCGCGUUUUUUGAUGCGAUAUUGAGACGUCGUCUCGGCCUGUUCGCUAGCAUAACGCAGACUAUGGGUUUGGCGUCUGCUGUCACCUGGUCGUCCUGUGCUGUCGUUUUUUAUGCGAUCAUUCUGCGACGAUGUGCGAUAGUUCGUGCACAAACAAUAUUAUUGGAAAAACAGAACCAAGACCAACAGCAACUCCAAGAUCAUGAAAUGUUCAAGAAGUCAGUCAUGGCUGAAGAAGAUCGUUUAUGUUUAGAGGAUGCUUUUUCGACAUCGGCAUCGUCUGGUUGUGCUUUGACAUCGACAUCGGCAGGCUCAACCCACGAAGGUAGGCCUCCAAGGAACGAAAGUGCUGCACUACAACAAACCAAUAUCUCACAAGAAGAUGCAGAGGAUACUGCAAAUGAAGUCGAGUAUUUCUUCCUCCAAGAACAGGAAGUAGAAGAACGAGGACACCAAAAUAGACUUGUAGAAGUAGAAAAGCAGACCAAGAACAAGAUGAAACAGGAAUUAUUGAUGGAGAAAACACAAGGAAUACUAUCUCUAUCUUCACGUCCACCAUCGCGAGAUGAUCUCCAAGACGACGGUGGAAGUUCAUGUGGUGAAACCACAUCGACUGAUGUAUCAACUUCAACACGAGAGUCUCCUACGCAACAUCAACAUGAUCCGGACCUCUCAUCUUCUAAAGUUCAGCUUCAUAUGAACGAAGAACGAGGGACAGGGACGAGGACUAAAACGAAGGACAAGAGUACUCGGAUCAGAACUGCUGUAGAUCUUUUCGAACCUCCUCCACAUGAUACAGACGAGCAAUUAUUACCUUCGACUUCUCAAGCUCAACACAGAUGCGCUUCUUGGCUCUACUUCUUUCCUCUCCUCGAUGUUUCUUCAUCAACCUCCUCUUGCGUGGUCUACGAUGUGUCUAAGAUUGGAGCGUAUCUGUCCGUUGCAGUGCCUUCGCUGUGCGCAUGCGUGUCCGAGUGGUGGGUUCGAGAAAUUCUCACCCUGUUUGUCGCCACCCUGAAGGCAGAUGGUCCUGGAACUCUAGCAAUUCAUUCGACUGUGAGUAGCAUCUAUCUGAUGCUCGUCAUGGUGAUCCAGGGGCUCGUCACCACAGCGUCGUUUGUCGUUGGACGCGCCUUAGGGGAGGGUCGUGCAGACUUAGCUUUCGCUCGUUCCGUGUACCUAGCACUGCUGGUGUUGGUGAUGUUUGCUGUAAUGCAGGUUGCGCUGUACGCCCCUAUUCUGGGAGUUUCUUCUAAGAGGACAGACGGAGGCAGUAGGAACGUGAUAGGCUACUUGUCGCAACUCUUGGCGGUGAAGUAUUUUGGAGAUGACAAAUCAGAGACAACUAGUAUAUAUGCUUCCUCGUUGGAUCAAGAACAACAACAACAAGGUGGGAAGAACAACGGCUCUUUACUAAGUAGCACGAGCAGCAAAAAUGCCACUGUGGUUACUUCUUCAACUCGUCCUUCUCAACAUUCUCAUCACCACAUCCAUAUACCCCUUGCCGAUGCGGAGCAGCUUUGCACAGUUUUACUAGCGGUUGUCUUCUCCAUCACCUUCCUCUUCGAUGCCCUGGAGAACGUCCUUGCUGGAGUGUGGCGCUCCCUAGGCAAGCAGAAGAAGACAGCCAUAACCUAUGCUGUGCAGCAUUACAUCUUAGGCUUGCCGCUAGUCGCGAUCGCAACUGCGUUAAUGGGUGCUGAUCCAGUCUAUGCUUUACCCGCUGUCUGGGCAGCCUUCACUUUGGAUCUUGUAAUUGGGUGUACGUGGACGCUGUUUUGUACGUACUACAUCGCGAUGUUUGGGCGGGCCUCCUCAUCAGUCAAGACGAGUGCGGAGAUAAUGUCCUCAGUAACAAGAAUGAGUGCAUCUUCUUGUGGUUGUGCCAGUACAACUUCGAAAAACAAAAGUACAACUACUUUCAGUUCUUCAUCUACUUCCGACAAUAAUAUGAACGAAAAUUUUUAUAAAAGAACGACUUCUACAUCAGCACGCUUAUCAACAUCAAGGAGCGACAGCAAUGCAUCACCAACUACAUCGUUUUUUGGUAAACUCGAAGCUAGCGGCUGGCUCCUCGAUUUCUCGGAGGAAGUGGAUCGGGCAUAUCAACGUGUUGGGAUGUCGACGCGACAGAAACCAGUAGAGGAAGCCAGAGAGGCAGAGCACUCACCGCUUGCUCGUCCUUUAUUGGAUAAAAGUGGGAGAAAGCACUCUUGACUAGCAACGUUCUUAGGGAGUGGUUUCGAGAAGGACACGAAUCUUAGGAACGUUGCAGAAUAGAACAUUCACGAAGCGUCAGCACGAACAAGAAAAUUAUAAGAGGUCAAGACUCACAUCAUCAUCGAGAAAUUUUUCGCUAGUCUUUUCAUUAUGAUAUAACUUCACAUUUUUGUGAAAGAAGAGAUUAAGUGAUGAGAUUAAGUGACUAUUGUAUCUAUAUGCUACCACAAGGAGAAAGUGGCGCUGGUCGCUCUAGUCAUUUUUUUCAAUGUUCAUCAAAAAUUUUUAGUCAGCCUUCCUCGUCGACCUGUGCAGGUUAAACGAAAGUUUGUUGUGUAGUCUGUGAUGGUUAACUUUUUUUUACAACUAACUUGCUUCGUACUUCUUUGAAAUUUGAAGUCUAGACAUCACGACUCUAAAGUCUCAUCUAGAAGUUGUAGCACACAACGAGGACCUUUGCAGUUUUGGCAGUUUGUUUUGAUUAGAAAUGAACGGAUCUGGUGUAUCUAGCUUGAAAUAUAUGGCAUCUACUCCAGCUGAAAAAUUAGCUGACAUCAUCACAGCAGAGCGAUCUAACGCAAUGAAUUUAGCGUGUGAUCUAUCACUAACUAGAAUUACGUUUCUUUAGUAAAAAGAGCGGGUAUUCGGCGGGUACCCCUCCGUGUCAUAAUAUGAACGAACUCGUCACACAAGGGCAGUGCCUGUAAGAUGAUUCCCCCUACACUUCGAACUUGAUCAUAGAAGACACGAACUUGGGUCCAUACUUCAAUGGAUGACACAAUGACUUCACAUACUUCAAUGGAUGACACAUAGAGCAG